Penicillium manginii is the source of this 861-nucleotide messenger RNA. Its product is annotated as class I SAM-dependent methyltransferase. NCBI's taxonomy places the organism in Eukaryota, Fungi, Ascomycota, Eurotiomycetes, Eurotiales, Aspergillaceae. The record is from RefSeq and is a predicted model, not a curated record. Bases 1 to 861 code for a protein of 286 amino acids. The transcript is spliced from 4 exons.
AUGGCCAAGGCGGAGAACGAAAUCCAGAGUAUGCUCUCAAAGGGCAUGGACCCAAAGGAGCUACCCUGGUACGAGCCGACAAUCGACGAGAUCCCAGAACCGGCGAAGACCAUACUGGAGAACUAUAGCAAAAUACCAUCAGACCGGGUGUUGCAGCAUGUUGUGGAUGUGAGAGAACGAGCUUAUUCAGUGUUCCCAUACCCUUGCAUUGGGUCAUUCCGCUUUCUUGAUCUGAGCAUCCCUCAGUCCCCCGUCUAUGCCGAGGUCCUUCAACGGCUCAAGUCCGGCGAAAAACUCCUGGAUGUAGGCUGUGCGAUAGGACAAGAGCUUCGGCAACUAGUUUACGACGGCGUCCCAUCGGAAAACAUCUACGCCUCCGACCUACGAAGAGACUUCUUCGACAUCGGCUAUGAUCUAUUCGCCGAUCACGAAACCCUGAACUGCAACUUCAUCGUGGCAGAUAUCUUCGACUCGGACUCCGAGCUGGUGAAAAAGCUUACCGGAAAGGUAAGUAUUGUCAAUGCAGCUUCUUUCUUCCACCUCUUUCCAUGGGACAAGCAGGUCGAAGCUAUCAAGCGGGUUGUUACUCUUCUUCGGCCUGAGCCUGGGUCUCUCUUAAUUGGGAGGCAAGCUGGGAGGACGGAUCCCGAGGAUCCCGAUGAUAAAGAAAAUGCGCCGGGGAAUUACCGGCAUGAUCUUGCUACGUGGAAGAGAAUGUGGGAACAGGUUGAGAGGGAGACGGGGACGAGGUGGCAGGUUGAUUCUUGGAGGGAGGAUUGGCAGGGAGUUGAUAAGGGGUUUGAUAAGUAUCAUGCGAAUGUUGAGUCUUUUAAGCUACGAUUCGUGGUUAGAAAACUAUAG